UUUAAAAGUAUUGUCAGUUUUGACAGCUGAUAAAUUGAUGUAAAUCACCCCAAUUAACUAACUUAAUUAAAGUAGAAUGUACUUUAUUUGAGAUUUCGUAUACAAAUAUUAUGAGAUAGCCCUUAUUUCCCAAGCAAAAUUUUCAGCGGAAAUCCUAGUACUUCAUUUUUCCCAUGACAUAAUUUCUUGGCACAGUGCAAAGGAGUCCGAAUACUAGAUGCCGCCUUCGCGGCAAAAAUACCAAGGGCUGUGCAAUGCUCAGCUUGGGUUUGGAAAAGGAAGUUGGAGCUUGGGAUUCAGUUCUUUUAGAACCACUAACUGAGGAUAAUUUUAUCAGUAACUUGCUACAAAGAUUCAAAAGAGACCAUAUAUAUACCUAUAUCGGAAAUGUUUUAAUUUCCAUUAAUCCCUAUAAGAAAUUGGCUUUAUAUUCCACAGAUCUUGUUGAAACUUACGUCAAACGCGGACCUUUUCAAUUACCUCCUCACAUAUAUGCUGUAGCAGCUUCAGCCUAUAGGUGGCUAACUGAUAGAAAUGAGGACCAAUUUAUUAUAGUUACAGGGGAAAGUGGAUCUGGAAAAACAGAAGCUGCUAGAAUUGUGCUUCAAUUUUUAGUUCUUGUUUCGGGCGAUAUUCCAGAGGUUAAACUAAUCAAAGAUAGGCUUGUCCAAGCAAAUACUUUAUUGGAAGCAUUUGGAAAUGCACGAACUAUGAAAAAUGAUAAUGCUUCCAGAUUUGGGAAAUUUUUGGAUAUUCAGUUUGAUUAUAAGGGAGACCCAGUGGGCGGUUAUUUGACGCAUUUUUACUUGGAUAAGGCAAGAGUUACAAAUUUGAAUGUGGGUGAUAGAAAUUUUCAUAUAUUUUAUCAAUUACUCUCAGGAUCAGACAUUCAUUUACUGAAGAGUCUGAAAUUACAAAGAAAUGUUGAACACUACAGCAUUCUACAGAUUGAGGGUCACCAAUCAACCCAGUCAGAUGAAGAGGAUAGAAAAUUGUUCAUAUAUACUAAAAGUGCAUUAAAUAUUUUGGGCUUUUCCAAUGAAAAAGUCGUUGAUAUAUUUAGAAUAAUCGCAGUGAUUCUUAAAUUAGGUAAUCUUCAAUUUGUGCCUUGUAAUAAUAUAGAUGGUACAGAUGGUUGCGUGAUUUGCAAUGAGUAUGAACUCUUUGAAAUAUGUGAACUUCUGGAUGCUGAACACAGGUGGUUGCACCGAGCCUUAACCACUCGACAGGUAGAGAAUGGCAUACUUGCAGAAUUGAAUGCAUGCGAAGCAUCAAAACUUAGAGAUAUUUUAUGUAGAACUCUUUACAGCCGUACUUUCUCCUGGCUUAUCAAUAAAAUUAAUGAAUUAUUGAAGGUUAGAUGUUCUAAACCAAAAAAUUUAGGAGUCUUAGACCUUUAUGGCUUUGAAUUGUUCGAAACGAACAGAUUUGAGCAAUUUAUGAUCAAUUAUUCUAAUGAAAAAGUGCAUCACUUUGUUAUUUCUGCUGCGUUAAAAGAUGAACAAGAAGAAAUCAUAAGAGAAGGUUUAGAAUGGUCCAGAAUAGAAUAUUUCAAUAAUGUAGUAAUAUGUCAAUUAUUAGAAAAUGAUAGUCAUGGUAUAUUAACUUUAUUAGAAGAACCAAAUAUUUUGAGCGACUCUGUAUACCUCACCAGGGUGGAACAAUGUUGUAGUGGACAUUCUCACUGUUUAACAUCUGAUUCUUCACUGCCAAUAGAUAGUUUUCAAAUAAGACACUUUGCUGGAACAGUUACAUACAGUGUGGGUGAUUUUGUACAAAAAAAUACAGACUUCUUACCCAGAGAACUCUCUCGGGCCAUGUUUCGCUGUGAUCAUUCGCUGAUGCCUCAAUUAUUCCCGGAGGGCAACCCUAAACGUUGUAAUAUUAAGCGUCCCCUUUCGAAAUCAGCUCAGUUAAGAAUCUCCUUAACAUCGCUACUCAAAGGUUUAUCGAUGAGGCAAAUGCAUUAUAUCCGGUGUUUAAAGCCGAACGAACUGAAGAUUCCUAGAAAAUUUGAAGUAGGGUUGGUGCAGCAUCAGGUUAGAUAUUUGAAUCUAGUAGCAACAGUGCAAGUAUGGAGAGCGGGGUUUUGCUACAAGCUUUCCUAUCCACAGUUCCUGGGCAGAUACAAGAUGAUAUGCCCCCGUACUUGGCCAAGAUGGCGUGGUUCACCUAUUGAAGGUGUUUCUGUGAUUCUUAGGUCACUUCCUAUACCCACCGCAGAAUUUACUUAUGGUAGGACCAAACUGUUUGUGAGAAGUCCCCGCACUGUUUUCGAACUUGAGGAUUUUCGAAGGAGCAGGUUACAUGACCUUGCAUUAUUGGUGCAGAAGUGUUGGAGAGGUUAUAAGGAGUACAAAAGAUAUCAUAAGAUGAGGCACAGUCAAAUGGUCAUUGCAUCUGCUUGGAGGAGUUGGAAAGCAAGGGAACAAUUUCUACUAUUAAAAGAACGAAAAGAAAGAGAAUGGGCAGCUAAUUUGAUCCAAAGGCACUAUAUACAAUGGAAAAGACGGCAGUAUUUGCUAUCCCUGAGUGAGUCACUAUCCCCAGAAGCUAAUUCCCCAAUAAACCGAGAUUGGCCAACAUGUCAUCCCAAACUGGUAGAGUGUAAUGAAUUGUUGAGAAGGAUCCACCAUCGUUGGAGAUGCUACAAAUUCCGUCUCAAUUUCGACCAGACCUCUAGGAAUAGAAUGAGAGAAAAAGUGACUGCCAGUUUUAUUUUUAGAGAUAGGAAAUGUUCAUAUCCAAGAAGUGUGUCCCAUCCUUUUGUUGGGGAUUAUGUGAGAUUGAGGCAGAAUAUCCAGUGGAAAAAAUUGAGCCUAGAAAGCAACGAUCAGUAUGUUGUUUUUGCUGAUAUUAUAAAUAAGAUCGCACGAACUAAUGGAAAGUUUGUUCCAAUUCUCCUAGUAAUUUCGACAAGGUCUAUGUUGAUAUUGGAUCAGCGUACUCUUCAAAUCAAAUAUCGUGUACCUGCAACAGAAAUUUAUAAGAUGUCCUUGUCUCCGUACUCGGAUGAUGUUGCUGUCAUUCAUGUUAAAUCGGCCUUGGAGAGUUACGAAGAAGCCUCAAGCUCUCUUUCGGAUACUACUGGAUGUCUUUUUCAAAGCGAUCUGAAGAAGAAAGGGGAUUUUGUUUUUCAAACUGGACAUGUAAUUGAAAUUGUCACAAAGUUGUUCUUGGUUGUUCAAAACGCAACUGGUAAACCCCCGGAGGUUAACAUAGCUACUGAGUUUGAAGCGAAUUUCGGCUCACAACUUGUUACCUUUGCUUUCAAAUGUGUGGGCCUGCCGGAGGUACAGCCAGGACAGAUGAGGGUUCUUCGGAAAGCAAACAAAAUGGAGAUCUUGAUGUGACAUACGCCAAACAUAUCUUCGAGUCUAGUGUAUCAAGUACUGCCAUUAGAAACAUUUAUUGAAUUGCACAAUAACCAUGAAGUAUCCCAUCGAAAGUUACCAAGUAAUUUUCAUCUAAGUUUUUCAAUCAGAAUUAUGUAAAGAAUUUUCAACUGGCAUUUGGUUUUAUACUGUAUAACGUCUUAAAUGAUUGUGAAUAGUAACAAUAUUUUUUCAUCUGCUAAUCAAGAUUGUUUGAUUCAGUUUUCGUAUGGGUUCUUAUUCAUCCAAAUUGUUGUGUCAUCAUAUCCAUUUUCCUUUUAUGCCAUCAAAAGAUUGUUGAAAAAUUGAACCAAGAAAUCGUUAUAUUGGGACUUCAGUUGAGUUACUUGUCUUUUAUCCAAUUCAGUUUCAAUAGCAAUUGUGCCAAUCAAAGUUCGUGCUACAUAUUAGGUAGGAGUAAUAUCUUUCACUUGAGACGUUAAUAUUUUGUGAAAAUAAUGUAAAAUAGUAUUUUUAAUCACAUGUAUAUUUUUUAUUGAAACAUCACUCUUGUCAUGGGAUUAAUAUAGAAGAAAAUGAAUAAAAAUUGUUACAAUUAAGAUUAUAUCAUUAGGCUAGUAAGGCCUUUCAAGUUUAAAGAAAAACGGUUUCUGUUAUUUUAUAUUUUUCUGUGGUUUUUCACAAAACUUUCGAUAUAGGCACAGACUUUUUGGUUAUUGUUAUCUGUGUUCCUAACCAAGAAUCGUGAGUGACAUUUUAAGGUGAAAAUGGGGAAGAAAAACAAUAAGGUGGCAAAAGUUGCUGGAGCCAAGACUUCAAAAGC
Molecule: messenger RNA, 4158 nt
Organism: Harmonia axyridis
Lineage: Eukaryota; Metazoa; Arthropoda; Insecta; Coleoptera; Coccinellidae
Gene: Myo95E
Product: unconventional myosin-Ia
Exons: 19
Coding region: 255-3353 (1032 amino acids)
Biological process (GO): actin filament organization; vesicle transport along actin filament
Cellular component (GO): plasma membrane; cytoplasm; vesicle
Molecular function (GO): actin filament binding; microfilament motor activity; ATP binding
Source: RefSeq, a predicted model, not a curated record